Messenger RNA from Alligator mississippiensis (American alligator), 3823 nucleotides. It is a transcript of the gene RGSL1, whose product is annotated as regulator of G protein signaling like 1. Lineage: Eukaryota; Metazoa; Chordata; Crocodylia; Alligatoridae. The transcript has 24 exons. The record is from RefSeq and is a predicted model, not a curated record. The coding region runs from base 1 to 3645 and encodes 1214 amino acids.
AUGAGCACCACUGUAACAAUAGCCUCCACAGACAUUGGUGUUCUGCUGGAAGAUGAUGUCUUCGUCGAUUUUUUCAACACCUUCCUGAAUCUUCCUGUCUUUGGUCAGACACCCAUUUACAUAACCAGUAUUCGCCAGUGGUACCUGUGGCCAGAGUUACCAUGCUCCCUGGUACCAAAGUACAAAGGCUUAUUGACAUGGAUGGAGAAAUACCGGCUGCCACAUUUCUGCAAAACCAACCUGUGCCUUCAUUACAUUCUCUGUCAGAAGCUUCUCAGUUUCAUUAGAUCCAAGGAGGCUGCAGAGAUGCUGAGAUGGAAAAGGGCAGACCAAUGGCUGCUGGAAAAGUGCAUUAGUGGUACACGAGGGAUGUGGCGCUUUCGUUCCUUCCUCCAAGAAAUGGCAGGGGAAGAACUGAUCAAGUUUUGGCUGGCUACAGAAAGGCUUCUGGAGAUUGAUGAGUCAGAUGCUGUGCAGCAAGAGCUCUACUUGUCUCUGCUCCAGGUGCUGAAGGCCACUUAUUUGCAGGAGGGUUCUACCGUUGUCACCCUCUGCAACAGGACUAUAGAGUCUCUGUUGAAGAUCUCCGACUGGCACCCUCAAUACACAAGUACCAGGAGAGAGAUCCUGAGUGAGAUGCAGAAAUUGGCCCUGUUUAAAGUUCAAAGUUACUGGCUUCCUAACUUUUUCAUUCAUUGCAAACUGUGCAUAGAGAAGGAGGAAGAAUGCCAGCCACUACUGCAAGAGUAUCAAGACCGUUUGUUAUGGGUGGGCUUGCGGGAGAAGCUAGUGUCUCCAGCUUCCACAAUGAGCAUACAGAAGAGCCAGGACACGUCGGAACUCUACUGCAGCAGAAAAGCCAAGGAGGAGACCUGGAAUCUCAUAAUUUCUGGGAAAAGAGCUGAAGAAACAGGGAAACCUACAAGUUGUGGGUUGCAGCCAGAGGGAACACCAAGGCCAGCUAAGAGUGCAAGUGGCUUAACAGACCCAGAGGCACUGCAGACUAAGGAUGAUGUCUCAAGAAAUGAGUCUCAGCAGUUACAGCCUCCUGAAAAGAGCAUUAGUGAGACAGGAGGAGAAGAUGCCACUGCCAAAAGUCCCAGCCCCAAAUCCCAGUCUCCUCUUCAAGUGGAAGAGCUCAGCAAAAAGAAACCCCUAUUUGAAAUACAUGCUUCCACACCUGUUGUCCAGCUGCCAUCACUGCUAGCCCUGAAAAAAAUACUCAAGUCCUCUCCCCCUUUAGAUCUCCUGCACUGGGUACUUAAUGCUGACAGCUGUGCAGGAUGCCCCUUCAGGGAGUUCUUGAAGCGCAGGAAUCAUACAGUGGAGACCCAUCUCUUGGAUCUGUGGCACGAUCUGGAGGACUUUCUGAAUGUAGUGCUGAGUUCCAGCAAAGGAGGAAGCUUUCUUCUGCGGCAGUUGUUGAGUGCAAGGAUAUCCGAGACCUACUUGACAGAAAACAGCCAGCAACUUCCCUUGGAGCUGAAAACUCUCAGAAAUUUGCGUGACCUUCUGCCUUCUGGAAAAGUCAUUCCCUGGAUAUUAAAAGCACAGGAAGAAAUUUGCAAGGUAGGAAAUGCUGACCGUGAUGCUGGUAUUGGGAAGAGUAACUGCUGCUUCUAUGAUGAGUUCCUAGAUGAUGAUGAUGAAAUAUUCCUUCGGUUUGUGUCUCAGAUAAGCAGCAUUCAGAAGCCUGCAAGACAAGAGAAAACUUCUGAAAAAAUUGAACGCUAUCUGCUGGCCAAGAGGACAAAUGAAUCUCUGACCCUGAGCCAGGUCUUAGGAGGAGCCAGGGACUUCGAGUCACUUUUAGAUGAACACUGGCGCCUAAUAGCUACUGAGGAUCUCACAAGAGGUGGAUCUAUCUGGAUGGAAUUGGAGCCUGUUGUGCACAAGAUAGACUAUAAGAAGAUGACAUUUGAUGAGUUGGCCCUGAAGGAUCCCUUGAUAGCUGUAAAAAUCUUAAGUGAAGACUAUGGGUUCUUCUGUGCCAAGUUUCCUUUCCUUGCAUUAGGGCCAGAACUUCCUAGAAGUAUUUCCUUGAGCAAGACGAGCAAAAGCAGCCUGCGCUCAGGGAAGAGGAGUAUCUUCUUGAUAAGGAAACCAUCCACCAGACCCAGGUGUUUCUUGGAAGUUCUGCACAAUGCUGUCCACUUGGAAUACUUCAAGCAAUUUCUCAUUCGACACAACUCUGAACAUCCGUUGCUGUUCUGGCUUGCGGUGGAGAAGAUGAGUGCUGAGACCAAUGCCAACGCUCUGCGAGAUGCAAUCACCCAUGUUGUCAAGAAUUUCUUCCACUCCAUAACCCCUCCUGAGGAACUGCUGCAGUGCAAUGCUCCCAUCAUCAAAGAAAUAGCCAAAGCCAGCAUGGUCACCAGCUCCAUGUUAAUAACAGCACAGCACUUAGUCAUGAAAGCAAUGGACGAGAAAUGGUUUCAUAUGUACCAAGACCUGUUCCCUGGGAGCAAUGUUUAUGAGACUCACGCUGUCAAAAAGCAGAGAAAGGGAACCUUCAUGAAGGACAACCUGAAAAGAGUCUGGUUUAUGCUACGUGCCUUUAUCAGGAGCAUCUGCAAGUUCCAGAGGGAGAUGGCCAGUCCAAAAUCUCGCAGAGCGUUUGAGACCUUUCUCCACAGGGAGCUAACAAACAAAAAGGAAAGUAUGUCUAGAUCCAUGCCUUGCUCCCUUCCUAUCCUCAGGACCUCUUGUGUGGAAGGGUGUUUUCUUACCAGGGAGUCCUCUGUUCAAAGCAGCCACUUGCUCCUGCUCUGCACAUGCCAAAUGGCAAAGAAUGCCAUGAGGCCUAUAGCAACUCCAGGACACCAACAGAGAAGAUUUCAUUGCAUCUUCCAUUUUGCUCUCUCAGAUCUGCCCUCCAGCUCCAUACGCACUAACUUUGUAGGGUCUAGCCCCCGCCAGAACAUGCCUACCACCAGCACAGGAGAGGAUGUUGAAGCAGCAGUCAUAAAGCGCCGCGUCUUAAACCGACUAAUUACUGUCAGCUUUCUAGUCAAUGACCUCUGGUUCUUCCUGGAGAUUGACAAGUUUUGUAAGCUGUCUGAUUCAGCUGCAGCACUAGCCACCUGCGGAAUGUACUCCGAGAAAGAAGCUGCCUUUUUAAAGAGCAAAGCAGUCAUGAUCGCUAAAGUCUUCCUGCACUCAGAGGUUCCCCCUAAGCUGCGGGUGAACAUAACGGAGGGACAGAGAGACUACAUCCGAAACUUAACUUCCAAGGCGACAGUGGAUCGCAGCCUCUAUCAUGGGGUCAUACUUACUGUGUUUCCAGUCCUGAUAUACUUCUGGAGAAGAUACUGCAACUGGAGGGUAAUGGAGUCCUUCUGCAAGUACCAGAAAGGGAAAAGAUUUGUCUCUACACCCACCAAAACUUCACCUGAAACAUCUGGCAUCUUCAGUGGGGAGGAUUUUCCAAUCAUUAGGUUUACACUGCUAAAAGGGCUCCAGCUGCUCCUGCCUCAACCUCUUGAAGAUGCAGAGUCUUCUAUAGACCAAAAGUCUUCAUCUGGAAGCCUCAGCCAGAAGAAGCCAGCAUCUAGCAUCUUCCUGACCCAACCAACUGGGCAGCAGCUUCCUGAUAUUUUAAAAAGUCACUCUAAUAACCCAUUCAGGCUUCCCCUAUUUGAGUGAGAUCAACAGCCUCUGUCCAUCUGAAACUUGCUCUGAAGGCACUUCAUCUUCUGUGCUUCAGGUCAGGACUAGAGCAUACUGACAGGACCAGAGGGAGGCCUUAUGCUCCAAUGUCACCUCCUUAGAGUAUUUCCUACUGAACUGUGCACAGCAGAAAGUCCUGAGUCUUCAAACAAGC